AUGGGAGAAAGAGACAGUGAUGAAGGAAGCAGAAAAGUAGUUGGAAUUGGAGUCCAAACGUGGCGAUGGUUUCAUUGCAAGAUGAGCAGAUUCUGUCUUAUUGAAUUUGUGAACAACUCUGUCCAAGUACCUAUAUCACACAACAUUUACUGGAAGGAGUUAUCGAUGCUUGUGUAUGUCUCGGUGGCUUUUCUUAUUGUUCACAUUGUUAAGACAUCACUAGCAAUGUAG
This is a messenger RNA of Prunus armeniaca (apricot), 231 nucleotides long. The record is from the annotation of a GenBank genome assembly. Lineage: Eukaryota; Viridiplantae; Streptophyta; Magnoliopsida; Rosales; Rosaceae.